UUAUUGAAAGUGCAAUUUUAAAACAUUUGGAGGUUUGUACAAAAUAAUAUAUGAAUUGUAAGGUACAGCUUCAUAGCUUAAAAUGUGGUGAAAUUGUUUGUUAAACUGAUACAGUGUAUUUAUAGCUUGUAAUGCAUGAAUGACUUCUAUUUGUUUACAUAAAUCGCAGACAUAAAAUGGCUUACAUAUAUAACACUUCUGUUUUACAGCUAAAUGGCUAUAACAUACCUUAUGAAGGUGUCUUCCCUGCAUUUCUUUUUGCUAGCCUAAACUACAUGAUCAUCCUCUUCUGCAACCUUACACUAAUUCUUACAAUUGUGAUGAAUAAAUCCUUACAUGAGCCAAUGUAUCUCUUCCUGCUUAACCUUCCUAUCAAUGAUCUGAUUGGUUCUUCAGCACUCUUUCCACAGCUCAUUAAGGAGAUACUGGUAAACAGCAAAAGAAUGGAGUUCUCAGCUUGUGUUGCACAAGCUUUUUUCAUCCAUAUCUAUGCUGCUGGUACAGUGUUCAUUCUCAGUGCAAUGGCCUAUGACAGAUACGUUGCUAUAUGUCAUCCUUUACGCUACAACACUGUUAUGACCAAUGCUCACAUUAUGAAGAUAAUCACAUUAGUUUGGUCUUCUUGUGUGAUUUUCAUAGCUGUGCUUUUUAUUCUUCUUUUACGUUUGCGCCGCUGUAGGUCCAAACUGUCAAAUCCCUACUGUGAUAAUCCAAGUUUGCUGACUUUGGUUUGUGAAGAUAAAACCAUUAAUAACAUUUAUGGCCUUUUUAUAAGCGCUCUUUCGCAGGUGAUUGCUAACGGUAUGGUUUUAUAUACAUAUCUACGGAUCCUUAUUGCAUGCUUUAGAACCAGACAGUCAGACACUAAAGCAAAAGCUCUGCAGACAUGUGCUACCCAUCUGUUUGUCUUUCUUUUAUUGGAGUGUUUGGGUCUUUUUACCAUCAUAUCAUACAGAGUAAAGGACGUUCCGCCGCAAAUAAGAAGAUUCCUCGGGGUGUCAACAUUAAUUUUCCCUCCAACGUUAAAUCCUAUCAUUUAUGGACUAAAAACAAAAGAAAUACGUGACAAAGUCAUUAACUUUCUCAGAAUGAAAAUAGUUUAUCACUAAUGAACACAUCUCCAAACCUGAACUUAUGCAUGCUGACACAUUUGUGUCGUUUUCUAUCCUAUGUCAUAUUCACAUGACUUGUUGGUUUGCUAAUUUUUCACAAAAUUAACUGAAGUUGAUGCUGAGAAAUAAAGAGCUUAGGCUCUAUUGUCUAUUUAGUUCUUUGAAAUCU
Cyprinodon variegatus (sheepshead minnow) is the source of this 1281-nucleotide messenger RNA. RefSeq names its product olfactory receptor 52D1-like. The coding region runs from base 177 to 1109 and encodes 310 amino acids. Lineage: Eukaryota; Metazoa; Chordata; Actinopteri; Cyprinodontiformes; Cyprinodontidae. The record is from RefSeq and is a predicted model, not a curated record. Gene Ontology annotation, cellular component: membrane. The transcript has a single exon. Gene Ontology annotation, molecular function: olfactory receptor activity; G protein-coupled receptor activity. Gene Ontology annotation, biological process: G protein-coupled receptor signaling pathway.